Messenger RNA from Polyodon spathula (Mississippi paddlefish), 1630 nucleotides. RefSeq names its product acid ceramidase-like. Gene Ontology annotation, molecular function: fatty acid amide hydrolase activity; N-acylsphingosine amidohydrolase activity. The transcript has 14 exons. Lineage: Eukaryota; Metazoa; Chordata; Actinopteri; Acipenseriformes; Polyodontidae. The coding region runs from base 61 to 1245 and encodes 394 amino acids. The record is from RefSeq and is a predicted model, not a curated record. Gene Ontology annotation, cellular component: lysosome. Gene Ontology annotation, biological process: fatty acid metabolic process.
UGUACAUAAGAGAUCACGUGGGUUUCAUCGCAACAUUUCUCAACAAUAGAGGAUACCAAAAUGUGGAUCUCAGGAGCUCAGUCCGGAUUCUUUCUUAUGUUAACUGGCUUUGCUUUGACACAGUAUGUUCCACCGUAUACAGACUAUUGCAGAAUUGGGAUGUAUCCGCCCAAUGGAGCAACGUUCAAAGGAAAUGUUUCUUGGUACACAAUCAACCUCGAUUUGCCCCCUUACAAAAGAUGGAACCAGUUGAUAAGUGAAAGAAAAGCAGAGCUGAACAAUUUAAUCCAGGUGAUAAAGGAUUUAGCUAAUGCCUUUGUUCCGAGUGGUAAACUGAUUCAACUGGUGGAUAAGGAUUUGCCUCUGCUUCUGGACAAUCUCCCCUCCCCGUUCCAGGAAGAGAUACAAGGGAUUGCAGAUGUUUCCGGGGUUCCCUUAGGAGAGGUUCUGCUGUUCAAUAUCUUUUAUGAAGUCUUUACAGUGUGCACAUCACUGGUAGCAGAAGACACUACAGGGAAGUUGUACCAUGCUCGGAAUUUAGAUUUUGGAUUAUUCCUUGGGUGGGACAUCAAGAAUAAGUCAUGGGCAGUAACUGAACAACUGAGACCACUGGUGGCAAAUGUAGACUUCCAGAAGAACAAUAAGACAGUUUUCAAGGCAACAAGUUUUGCUGGAUAUGUGGGCAUGUUAACUGGCAUCAAACCAGGAGUGUUCACUCUUACGAUGAACGAACGGUUUAGCCUUCAUGGUGGAUAUAUUGGUCUCCUUGAGUGGAUCCUGGGUAGAAGAGAUGGUGUGUGGAUGAGUUUCCUGACCCGAUCAGUACUGGAGAAUGCUACUAGCUAUGAUGACGCCAAGAACCAGCUGUCUAAAACCAAGAUGCUGGCUCCUGCCUACUUCAUAUUGGGAGGCAACAAGUCUGGCCAAGGCUGUGUCAUCACAAGGUCAAGAUUAUCAAGUGUGGACAUCUGGGAGAUUGACCUCAAAAAGGGAAGAUGGUAUGUGCUGGAGACAAACUACGAUCGUUGGAAGGACCCCCUCUUCCUUGAUGAUCGCAGGACUCCAGCCAUGAAGUGCAUGAAUGAGACAACACAGGCUAAAAUUUCACUGGAGACGAUUUACGAUGUUCUCUCAACCAAACCAGUCCUUAACAAGUUGACCACAUACACAACCUUAAUGGAUGUCUCUGAAGGUAAACUAGAGGCCUAUAUCCGCGACUGUCCAGAUCCCUGCAUGCCCUGGUAGACAGUUUCAUCAGAAGAGUCUUUAGUGACAAACACAGCUACAUCCAUCACUAUAUGGGAUUAGAGCAUUUGUGCUAAAUCUGAUUUACUGCAUUGUGUUUAUAUUGAUUCUAAACACAUGUGUGGGUUUGGGACUAUGAAGCAGUAGGGGAACUAAAACUUUUUUUAAAAUCACUUAUUCCGAAGCAAUUAAAAUAAACUGCAUGUUGUUUGCUCAUCAUGUCUGUUAUUUGAAAGUAUUCACUAAGAGACUAAUUUUGUAAUAUUAAUUUUACAGAAAUGAUUGACAGUAUUGCUCUGACAUGAACAAAUGUGUAGUCUAAUCAAAAUACUUAAUGUAUAUAUUUAAAAAAAAACUUAUAUUAAAUAUUUUCUUUAAAACCUUA